GACAGGUCUGUCCACGUUGACAAAGAGACUGCAGCAAUUGCUUCUACGCUGUACCUCUGCUGAGCUGUCUUUUGCCUCAUUACAAGUCCACUAUUGCUCCUAUUUAAACUAAAGGCAACUCAUUUAUUGCAGUGUGUGAUUCUAGAAGCCUAAAAGAAACCAAUUCUCUCUUUCCUUGAGUCCGGUGAGUGACUGCGAUGGCAGAUACGCCCUUUGCGAGUCACCAUCCUUACUACAAUAUUAACAGUAGAGAAGUACCAGUCCCUGGAACUGAUAUCAUUUCGUCCCUGGAUCUUUUUGAAGAGCCAUACAUGUUUGGUGGUGAGCAGGACUUUCACUGCAAAACUCGAGGUGACCCACUCAUGGGCGUCCCGGGGGAAAGAAAAGGAAUUUUGCCCCCGACGGGUGGUCACGGGGGAGGUAGUCUCUAUCCAUCAACAGCAGGAUUGUACGAGUCUUCUUCUUCUCACGGCGCCCAUCACCAUAUAGACAGGUUGGAGCCCAGCAGUAGCAGCACGGGAGGACCCCCUUUCCCCGGUAGUAACAACUUCUGGUUGACUCCACAGAGCUCAAUGGCUUUUCAGGCUGUGAGCGUAGCAAGCAGUCAACUCCCGCCGGUAGGGGCAGAGUACCAGAUCCAGACAGGAAUGGAGUCCAUUGCUUCUCCAUACAGCCCCGAGAGUGAGGGCUCCUAUGACGACCCAAACGACACUUUUCAGCUCCGCCUACCCCCUGGCUUUGAGAAAGAACCUAUACAAAAACUAACGGAGGAGCAGUUGGUCAGUUUAAGUGCUAGAGAUCUUAACACGAUAUGCAGGGAUUUACCUGAAGAUGUCGUAAAGCAGCUCAAGAAAAGGCGACGGACACUGAAGAACCGUGGGUAUGCGUACAAUUCGAGAGUUCGGAGGGUUUCACAAAAGAACCAACUGGAGAAAGAGAGGGACGAGCUCCAGAAGCAGAUAGCUCAGCUCCAGGACAAAGUCAAGAGCCUAGAACAUGAAAAGGAGGGAUGGAAGAGAAAGGCUCAGAUGUACGAAAGGGGAGGGAACGCGUAAUCCCUCCCUCUCUCUCUUCACGAUUAAGUAUGUCUUUGUGUCUCUCUAUGUCCUUUGAUGCUUAAACUCACCCAUUAUGAUAACCCUUUUCUCCUUUGAACGUUUAUGCCUCUUUCUACCGUCUUUCCCUCUGUCUUCCCUGUCUCAUGCACGUAACAAGUAUUGUAAUAAUUAUUUAUUCCUACAAAUAGCAUGACGCCUAUAAUAGUGAUAGGAGACAAUUCCACCAAAUAUUACAUUGUUAUAGAAAAUUAUUAUUAUUAUUAUUAUUAUUAUUAUUAUUAUUAUUAUUAUUAUUAUUUAAGUAUUUGUAGUAGUGGCUAUUUUGUAUUUGCUAAAGUUAUUUGCUUUCGUCUUAUGUGACCCUCUCUCUGCCUUAAAAAAUGUUGUAUUUUUAUAUUCCCUGGCUGUCUAUGGCAGCCGUGUAUCAGGUAUCACUUUGCACAAUCUAUUUUGAAUUUAUUUGUCCACUGAGUCAUUUUUAUUCGUCAUUGUUAUUUGUGUCAACGUUUCUUUUUGUUCUUAUUAUUGUUGUUGUUGUUAUUAUUAUUAUUAUUGUUGUAUAAUAACUAUUAUUAGUUUUGAAACUAAA
Molecule: messenger RNA, 1647 nt
Organism: Amphimedon queenslandica
Lineage: Eukaryota; Metazoa; Porifera; Demospongiae; Haplosclerida; Niphatidae
Product: neural retina-specific leucine zipper protein-like
Exons: 1
Coding region: 198-1055 (285 amino acids)
Biological process (GO): regulation of transcription by RNA polymerase II
Cellular component (GO): nucleus
Molecular function (GO): DNA-binding transcription factor activity, RNA polymerase II-specific; RNA polymerase II cis-regulatory region sequence-specific DNA binding
Source: RefSeq, a predicted model, not a curated record